AUGGCGACUCGAUUGAGUCUCAAGCCGCGCGCCCUGCGAAUCAGGGGCGGCUGCCCCCAGGGUGGACUCGGCUUCUGCUCUCCGAGAAGACAAUAUGCCUCUGCCACUCAUCCUCCCUUUGCUUUCACGUGGCUCACCAAAUCGCCAGAAGCAGUCAACCCGCAUGAUAUCCUCUCGUCGAUUCCCUCCCUCCAGACAUUUCAAUACACCAGCAAUCCUGUUCCAUUACUUCUCGUCACCCCCAAAUUCGCGCACUGGCUCAACUCUCCCCAUGAGUUUCUCCGCCACUUGGUCCAAAAUGUCUACACCGGUGCCUCCAGAGCCGAUCGGAUCUAUGCCGUGGCCGCUGUAGUCGACAAAAUCCCAUCCCCUUCAACGCCGAUCGAGGGAGGCAGCACAGAGAGCACGGCUGGAAAUGCUUCCGAGUCAGAGGGUCUUUCGCUCUUGGUCAUUGGCGAGCAGGACAUCAGGGGAAAGCCAGUACCCCCACGCCGGUUUGGUGGUCCUGCUGAUGAGGAGACUGAUCUGUCAUUUUCAUUUCGCAAGGACCAGACAAGCCGGGGCUCCGCGGACGGAGCAUAUCAGGUCGGCUUACGCCUUGCGAAUACCAUCUUCGUGAACGGGAAAGAGUCUACAUUGUUUGGCAUGCAAUGGCAAUUUGACAAGACAUCAGAUUCGUUUACGCUUGAUCGCACCAUAGACUUGACCAGUUGCGCAAUCACCUCCCCGAACGCCUCCGGCAGCAUCAGGCCCCGUGUAACGCUGCCUCUUCACCCUAUCGGAGAACGCAAAAGGGUCCUUGCUAGUAUGGGCAACAUUCUCCGACAAAUCUCCAAGUCCACCGAUCCUGCUUCAAAUGACCCUAUACCAGCAUCAUCAGAUCUGGAAAAGAUCCUUCCUCAGUACAUCAAGGAUCACAAUGUGUCUGACCAUAGGGUUUCGGUGUGGGCUCUGGUCGGGAAGCCGCAUGUCAAAGUGACAGACUCCAGCUUGUCUACGCGGGAGUACCUGGCUGAGAGUCUACGACAAGGAGGCAAGCUCCAUCGCGUGGUCAGCGGCGGAGGUGGCUGGGGCAAGAAGCAGGGGCUUCUUUCUUUGGAUCCCGAAGUUUGCUUUUUCGGAUCGGCCAACCGAGGAACUCUACCUGGGCUUGAAGAGAUCUUCAAUCCAGGUGAGAACGCAAACUCGAAUAUUGCAGCACUUUCGGCAGAAAGCUUGGUCGGUGACGAUUUGUCCUUGCUGUCCCAGGUUGCCACAUCCGGUGAUUAUAUCCAAUUUUUCGUCGCUAGAGAUCCCUCGGAGAUUCACGACGAAAGCUCUCUCGACUUGCAGUCCGUGGCCAGCAAUGUCACCUUCACCUUUGGUAUGGUAUCACAUCUUGAGGAAUCCUCUCCAGCAGAUGCGUCAUCUGAGAAGACGGAUCUUGAGUUUGUGCCAAAUGUCUUUGGCGCGCUCUCCGAAAAAGCCAUUUCCUUCAAUCAGCCCGUGGCGGCGGCCGAAGGAUCGUCUGAAUCCAGUACUAAGCUCAAUAUCUCCGGCUGCCGGGUGAGAUUGGGGUGGUAA
Penicillium diatomitis is the source of this 1563-nucleotide messenger RNA. RefSeq lists its product as uncharacterized. The record is from RefSeq and is a predicted model, not a curated record. Bases 1 to 1563 code for a protein of 520 amino acids. The transcript has 2 exons. NCBI's taxonomy places the organism in Eukaryota, Fungi, Ascomycota, Eurotiomycetes, Eurotiales, Aspergillaceae.